Messenger RNA from Danio rerio (zebrafish), 4496 nucleotides. Lineage: Eukaryota; Metazoa; Chordata; Actinopteri; Cypriniformes; Danionidae. The record is from RefSeq and is a predicted model, not a curated record.
CAAACAAAUCCUCUCAUUGCAUUGCGUAGGGUUUUAGCACAUUCGCCGCUUUGUUGAGGCUUUUAUAGUCAUGUAAAUUCGCAUUCCUUCGUCUAAAUGCGGAGUGUCAACAGUGGAUGAAUCCCGCGUGAAGAUGGCCGAUGGGAGGGCGUCCUGUCAGGGCUGGGAUAUGCGGGGCAGCGACUCUCCCUCUCGGUUAAAUGGGAACAGAGGAGCGUCUGUUGACAGGGGCAGGACUCUGGAAAAUAUGGUGGGAGUUGCAGAAUUUUAAGGGGGUAACGGGACAGCUCGGAAACCUGCUGAAGUUUGUGUCGAUGAUGGUGUUUUGACGUGUUGGCGGGAGCGAGACUGAUGACAGCUGACAGCCGCGCCAAACUUCAAAGGCGAUCAAGUGCCAGGGAUUGCAGAGCCGCUGCAGGGAUGGAUGGGAAUGCGCACAACCGACCGCCUGACCGAAGGAGAUCAACAAAAAGCAAAGCCCCUCCUCCUCCGGUCCUGACAGGUCUGGAUGCUCCUCUGCUGAGCCACAAGCUCCAGGCCUUCCCUCAUCCAGCCAUGGAGCAGACGGAGAGUCUGCUGGAGCAGGAGCUGACGCUCACCGUCAUCCUGCCUGGAGGAGCAGAGAAGAUCACCACAGUCCACGGCAGCAAGCCCAUGAUGGACCUGCUGGUGAUGCUUUGUGCCCAGCACCACUUGAACCCGUCGGGCCACACCCUCGAGUUGAUCACCACCAACAGAAACCAUGUAAAGUUCAAACCCAACGCCCUCAUCGGAGCCCUGGAGGCUGACAAGAUCCUGCUGAAACCCAAAGGCAUGGAGGACAAAAGCAAAAAGACAGGACCGCAUAUGCCUGAGGCCACUGUGCGAUUAGUGAUCAACUACAGAAAAACCCAGAAAACCAUCCUGCGAGUGAGUCCUCGAGUUCCUCUGCGCGAGCUGCUCCCGGCGAUCUGCCAGAAGUGUGAGUUUGACCCGCAGACCACACUUUUAUCACCAAGCGUCCAAUCAGAAGACACACUGGACCUGAGCGGAUCCCUCAAUGACUUCGGCCUGAGGGAAGUGUACGCAAGAGACACUAGAGUUAUUAGUCCUGUAAGUCCUAUCAGUCCAGUCAGUCUUCCUCCAUCUCCAACUCGCUCAGAAAUAUUUUAUCACGGGAAAGAAAAAUCCUUGCGGGAGAAGGAUAACAAAAGGCGCUUCAGUCUGUUUCGCAGAGGAAGCAAGAAGCAAUCCGAACAGUCUAUGACCGUGAGCGCUCCGGCUUCUCCAGUGCACAGAAAGCAGCGGCCGGUCAGUAUGAGCUCCUUCAGCACGCAUGUACCCCUCAGCUACGACUGCAACACGAUGCCCUCCGACACGCCGAAAAAACGACGAGCGCCGCUGCCGCCUAGCAUGAUGUCACAGAGCAUGCCCAGCGACCUCAGUCAAACACAGACCACUGUGCAUCCUGAUGGCAACCAGAAUCUGUCCUCUUUGAGUCGGGCCUCGUCCACAGAGUCGUCCUUCAAGAAAUCGUCUACUAAGAGGAAAGCUCCUCCACCUCCGGUCAUGAUCAGCACAGACACUACACAUCAAGACACAACAGACUCAAGCAUGACAGAGUCAGCAGUGACGUCUCCACUGGAGGAGAUCAAGGAGCAGGAGGAGAUGAGUGUGGGUGCGGGGGUCAAUGUGGAAGAUGAAACCCUGGAGGACAACAGCAGUCUCAACAUGUCUGCAAACAUCUCUCUGGAUUCGGGUCGUGCCGGGACAGCAACUCCCUCGCAGGAUUCAGUGACUUUAGAAAGCGGGACGCCCAGAGACGAUCCAGUAUGUGACCUGUCCACUGAUGCAGAAGUUGCUGAAGGCACAGUGAAUGGAGAAAUGAAAGCAGACCAGACCAGAAGUUCCCAUAUCACCUCAGAAGAUAAAGACCCAGGAAAGACAGAACAGUUGAUUCAACCAUCUGAAAGUGGUCCUGUUCUAGAAGAAGUUACUGUGAGCAAUACAUCUUUGCCUCAAAGAUCUGAAUGCGGCAUCCAGACCUCGCAAACAGACUUACAAGUGCAGUGCUUUGAUUCAGACACAGCCAUUUCUUCCCCUGAGUCAAGCUGUUCCAUUUACGCUGAAGCUCAGACCUCAAAAACCAUUCCUAAUACAUCCAGCUUAACUCACACCGAGACGCAAACACAAGUGCAAUCUUCUAAUGAACCUUCAAGCUUGUGCACUGAAUUCUCCACAUCGACAAUAGGACUGAAAAAAGAUAUGGCUACUUCCACCGACGAGCUCCAACCUUCAAUCCAGCAAUCGAAAGACUUGACAUCAACAUCUAAACCCGCUAGCGUAAGCUAUGUAACGGAUGCAGAACCCAAACCCAAACCAUCCAAUGAGCACACCCGCGGAUACAUCCCAAAAGUGGGCAUGACCACAUACACCAUAGUCCCUCAGAAGUCUCUGGAAAAGUUGCAUUCGCUUGAGAUUGAGAUGACUUUGGAGCCUAAAGUCGAUUGCAAACCCAAUGUUUCCAAUGGCACGGUCACUCUUAAUGGCCAUCAGAAUGCGUUUGCUCAGACAAAUCAAUGCACUUCACCACCAGCAACCAAUUCAACCAAUUUGUCUACUAAUUUGUCAACUAAGCCAACCAGUUUGUCAGCCAAUACAACAUAUUCGUCAACCAAACCAACCAGUUCGUCAACCAGUCCAACCUAUUUGUCAACCAAUCCAACCAAUUGGUCAACCAAUCCAAUCAAUUCAUCAACCAGUCCAACCUAUUUGUCAACAAAUCCAAGCAAUUCCUCAACCAAUCCAACCAAUUCAUCCACCAAACAGACCAAUUCCUCAACCAAUCCAACCAAUUCCUCAAGUGUUGAUGAAAGAAUCGACUCUGUUUCCCUCAAAGAUAAGAAAGUUCCUCCUGCAACGAGACCCAAACCAGCGUCUUUCCGUGUGCCGCAACACAAACGCAUGUCUGGAGAUUACGUGAGCUCUGCAGCGGUACGGCGGGCCAGUAUUGGCAGUAGUAGCAGCAGCAGUAGUUGUUGUAGCAGUCCCGCAGCUCGCCCUAAAGAAUCCCUAAGCAGCCCGCAGUCUGAUGUUUUCCCAGCAAUGGAGAUCUUUCCUCCUCCACCUCCACCAGUCCAAUGGGAGGAAGAGCAAAGUCAGAGUACGAGUGCUAAAUCUCUACCUCAGAAUGAAGAGAUAGAUGCAGCUCUCCCUGAAGCUCCGAAAAUCCCACCGUCGUCCUUUUUGUCCCGUCAGAAGAGUCUUCCUACAAACCCUGCGCCUUCGCUGAGUUUGGAGAAGUUGAGAAGUUUUGCUGCACCCAAACCGUAUUCGCCAUCAUCUCCGUCUCGCUUUGCUCAGGCCGUUUCUUCUGCUGUCAAAAGAUCACAGUCUCUUUCCCAUCAUGCACCAGUGCAGGAAACACGCACGCAUACUCUUACAAAACAAAGGCCCAUUAGAGAAUCCCCUGAGCCGCCGACAUCCACUGUGGCAGACAAUGGAGACAGAGAGCCAGAGACACAAACAGCAGACACUGAUCCAGUCAUGGGAACAUGUAAGAUUGGAAAUACUCAAGCGUCGCCAGGGUCUGAAGCGUCAUCGCAGGAAGUAUCAGACGUCUUUCAUUCAGCAGAAGAAUGAAGCUCUUGGACAUGAUUAAAUUCUCCACUGACGAGGUUCAAAACAUUAACAUCAGUCACCAGAAAGUUUCUUAUUUUAGAUUAUCAUCAUUUUUUUGUGGUUUCACGAUUGAUUGAAAUACCGGCUCUUUUUUUUUAUCCAGAUCUGGACACAACUGCGUAGACCGCGGCCUUUUACUUUUUUCUUACUUUUUACUAGCCACAAUGUGCCUUAAAAAUUAUAAAUAAAUAAAUGGCAGUUCAAGCUCCUAAUAUAUAUUUGUUUUCCUUUUAAUAAUGAUAUUAGUAAUAAAAAGAAAUCUUGAUUUAAAUAUUUGCAGAGAGAUUAGGCUUUUUCUGCUGCUCCGAGUCAUACAAAAGCUGUGGAUGUGUUUUAAUUUAUUCUACAGAUGAACAUUGCAGACUUUAUUCCCUAAUUUCUGUUUUUCUCUCCCCUCAUGUCAACAAAAGUAACAAAUUUGUUAUAUUUAAAAAAAAAAUGAAUAUUUUCGUUCUGUUUCCGAUAUCUGAUCUGCAUUAAUGGACGUGUGUAAAUAUGCAGAUGUGCUUUCAUAUAUUUGGAGGCCUUUUUGCAUUUAAGUUAUUAGGUGUAGAUUUGAUUUGUGAUUAUUAGCCAAUGGUACUGAGUCACAGAAACCCCUCGCCUUCAAUAUUAGUGUGUAUUGUUUAAUUAUGGGCUGCAGUUGUCAUAUGUUGAAGUAAUUAUAAUGAUAAUAAUAUGUUGUGACAUUGAACAGGUUUCUGGAGCCCAAAAAACAUCACAUCAAUUAAAGAGAGAAAACACUGGGCUUUUCGUUUGUUUUGAGGAGAAAACUGCUGUAUUAUAUGAAUCACAACCUCCUCUCUGUUCUUUAUUAAAGUAUAACUGACUUUAAA